UGCCGCUGCCGCCAUGGUUUCCCGGAAGCAGGAGAGGUUGCUGCGCUACGUGGAGGACGGGAAUGUGCUGAAGUUGAAGUCGUACCUACGCAAGCACCGCGGCCUGUCGGUGACGUUCACGGGGCACAAGGGCCGCAGCCCGCUGCACGUGGCCUGCGCCCACCGAGAUGAUGCCGCCGCGAGGCUGCUCCUGAAACACGGAGCAGACCCUUUGCUCCAGGACCGGAGGGGGAACACCCCGCUGCACCUGGCUGCCCACCAGGCGGUGAAGAAAGGAGGCAAAGUUUACGAAGAUCUGGUCAUACCUCUCAGGAGGGCUUGCCCAGCGGCUAUGAGUGUGCUCAAUGAGGACGGACUCACUCCAGAAGACCUGCUCAGGUCAAUGAAGACGCAACAGCGACAGCCAGGAGCCAAGGAAGAGAAUGAUACAGCGAAGGAUCGAGCUGACAGGGAGUGGUACCAGAAGCUCUUUGCUGAAUAUGAGGCUGAAUUCUACACCGAAUGUGGGCGCUAUGAAGAGGACCUGUCCAUGGGCGACGCCGAGCCUCAGACGUACGAUGCCUGGGCUGAGCGCCUGGCGAGGGAGUACGCAGCCAAGAGGUCCCGAGGAGCAGGCACCAGGAGCAGACAGCGAGCGCCGGAGAGGGAGGAGGCUGGCAAGGAGAAGGAGAAGCUGGAGUCAGAACACCGGCGUUACCUGGAGCGGGCACACAGGCGCCAGGAGGAGCGGGCACGCAGCCACAAAGAGCAGUAUGAGCGCGCUUGCACCGACGUCUUUGAGCGGGCCUCUGCCGGCUCUCGGCCCCUGACCUACGGGGAUAUCCCGUGGCCCAUGCCCGGGGGCACGGUGGAGGAGAUGGUGGCGGUGAUCCUGCACGGGGCGGAGCGCUCAGAUCCAGGCACCUACCGCCGGUACCUGAGGGGGCAGCAGGCUAUGUGGCACCCCGAUCGCUUCACCCAGCGCUGUGGGGACCGGCUGGCACAGGGUGACCGCCAGAGGAUCCUCGACACUGUGACCGCCCUCUCGCAGGCCCUCAACAAGCUGGCCAACAGCACUCGAUGAUGAGCUGGCUAGCACCGACACAACGGGCAGAGGGGCCUCCUCCUGCACUCUACCCUUCUGUCAUUCUGUGACCCGUCUCCCCUCCGUGCGUGGGCAAGGGGGGCAACAUCAGGAAUUCUCCAACGCCCACCCACACCUCUGCCCAGUGAGAGUCAAACGCAGAGUUUUGUCUCCGUUAGAAAAACAGCCCCGUCUCAUUCCAUCCCAAAUUACCCACCCUACUCGCCCUGGGGGCAGUGUGACAAGAUCAAACAAUUAAAAAGAUGGGCAAGACCUGGCUGGGGACUAAAUCAAAGGUUCAGUGGUUAACACUGCUGCCUCACAGCACCAAGGACCCAUGUUCGAUCCCACCCUCAGGCGACUGUCUGUGUGGAGUUGGCACGUUCUC
Rhincodon typus (whale shark) is the source of this 1451-nucleotide messenger RNA. RefSeq names its product nuclear factor of kappa light polypeptide gene enhancer in B-cells inhibitor-like 1 (gene nfkbil1). Bases 14 to 1063 code for a protein of 349 amino acids. Gene Ontology annotation, molecular function: protein binding. The record is from RefSeq and is a predicted model, not a curated record. The transcript has 4 exons. Gene Ontology annotation, biological process: canonical NF-kappaB signal transduction. Lineage: Eukaryota; Metazoa; Chordata; Chondrichthyes; Orectolobiformes; Rhincodontidae.